This is a messenger RNA of Lepisosteus oculatus (spotted gar), 2998 nucleotides long. RefSeq names its product prenylcysteine oxidase-like. Gene Ontology annotation, biological process: prenylcysteine catabolic process; prenylated protein catabolic process. Gene Ontology annotation, molecular function: prenylcysteine oxidase activity. Lineage: Eukaryota; Metazoa; Chordata; Actinopteri; Semionotiformes; Lepisosteidae. The record is from RefSeq and is a predicted model, not a curated record.
GCACAAGACGACUCAACUUUCCGACCAAAACAAAACCUUUUAUUGUAAGCAGCGCUUUUUUUCCAUGCUGUUUCAAUGCCACUCUGAUUGAUUGUUAACAUUGAUAAACACAUUUCCCUUCCCUAUUUUGUGUCUUGAGGAAAAUACGUGUACGUCAAGACAUGUACGUGAAGCUCGGAUCGGUUCAGUUACUGGAAACAAAAACAGUUCAACAACAUUAUUAGUCAUACGCGAGCCUCUUCCACAAGAACAACAAAAAUCCCAUGCUUUGUGAAAAUAUUUUGUAAGGUUUUUUUCUGAGUCUCCCGUCAAAAAAACGGACAUGCGCAGUUCUCGCCAAGGGGACGUCAGUGCGCAGAGCGCUACAAGAGGAAGGUGGGACGGUAGGACCAGGGAUGCAUGGCUUUAUAUACCUUAUGUUAAGCGUCUAGCUCUCCGGCAGCUUGCAUCAUGACCCGGUUCCUAUUGCUGUCGCGGUGCGUUUUGACGCUCGUCUGGUGCUGCUCGGCCGCUGUGGGAGAUCCCGAUUCCGCCCAAGUGGACGGUGCUCCGCCUUCUAAAAUAGCCAUCGUCGGCGCCGGACUCGGUGGGACAGCGACGGCCCAUUUCCUGCGGCAGCACUUCGGGCCGGAGGUGCGGAUCGACGUGUACGAGAAGGGCGCGGUCGGCGGCCGCCUGGCCACGGUGACGGUCAACAACCAGGAGUACGAGUCUGGGGCCUCCAUCAUCCACUCCCUCAACCUGCACAUGCAGGACUUCGUCAAGCAGCUGGGGCUGAAGUACCGGAAGAGCGUGGCGGGGAAGACCGCUGUGUUCAACGGCGAGCACUUCAUCCUGGAGGAGACUGACUGGUACCUGCUGGAUCUCUUCCGCCUGUGGUGGCGCUACGGCUUCAGCUUCAUCCGCCUGCAGAUGUGGGUGGAGGAGAUCAUGGAGAAGUUCAUGAGGAUCUACAAGUACCAGGCCCAUGGCUACGCCUUCAGCUCGGUGGAGGAGCUGCUGCACUCCCUGGGCGGCUCAUCCUUCAUCAACAUGACGCGGCGCUCCGUGUCCGAGUCCCUGCUGGAGCUGGGCGUGUCGCAGCGCUUCAUCGACGAGGUCAUCGCCGCCGUCAUGAGGGCCAACUACGGCCAGCCUGUCAGCAUCCCGGCCUUCGUAGGAGCGGUAUCCCUGGCUGGAGCCCAGGCCAAUAUGUGGUCAGUGGAAGGAGGCAACAAGCUGGUAUGUUCUGGCUUGCUGAACCUAGCUAGGGCCAGUCUCAUCCAUGCCAAAGUCACAGCAGUCGCACCGCAUGCAACAGCCGAGGGCACCCAGUACCAGCUGAGCUCUGUUAAUGAGAAGGAGGAGAAGGGCGCGGAGAUCUAUGACAUUGUCGUCUUGGCGACGCCCCUGCAGCAGGAUGGGUCGGCGGGCCUCGCUUUUGACGGCUUCGACCCGCCCCUGCCAGGAAUCACCGGCUCCUACCACCACACAGUGGCGUCCAUUGUCCACGGCUACCUCAACUGUUCCUACUUUGGCUUCCCGGACCCCAAGCUCUUCCCCUUCGCCAGCAUGCUGACCACCGACACGCCUGGGCUCUUCUUCAACAGCGUGGGCAGCGUCUGCCCCGUCAACAUCAGUGCCUCCUUCCGCAGGAAGCAGCCGCAGGAGGCGGCCGUCUACAAGGUGUUUUCCCAGCAGCUCCUGGGGAAGAAGGAGCUGAAGACCCUGUUCAAGUCCUACUACUCCGUCCAGGCGACGGACUGGCAGGCGUACCCCCAGUAUGGGUCCUCUCAGGCCCUGCCGCCCCUCGUGCUGCACGACGGCCUCUACUACCUCAACGGUAUCGAGUGGGCUGCCAGCGCCAUGGAGAUGAGCGCCGUGGCGGCCAAAAACAUUGCGCUGCUGGCCUACCACCGCUGGAACAGGCAGCAGGAGAUGAUCGACCAGAAGGACCUGGUGCACAAGAUCAAGACCGAGCUGUGACCGACCGGGCUCCUAGAGAGGGCAAGAGAGCUGGGGUCUGACAUUGUCAAUUGAUUUAACUUCUCCAAAAGAACUACAAUUUGCUUCCAGGAAAGCACAAAUACCCACAUGGCAGGGUAACUUGAACCUAUUCUUUCCUUCUGUGAGCAGGUGAAGGGGAUGGGUCAGGUUUUUCUGAUGGUGGUGGUCUUGAAGUGCCACAGGGACAUACAUCCGUUGACUCCCAGGGCCAGCAGAUUAUUCCCAGCGUGGGGAACGUAUGCUGCCGUGAAGCCCAGCUUCAGCUUGCUAAUUGUCAAGUAUAGUGUUAAUGUGACAAUACAGAUUUACAUUUCCCAUUUCCUGUCAGAUCUCUAAAACCAGGUGCACCAGCUGGUCUUGAUAGGAAACUAUGUUACAUAUAAGCAAGUUAGGAAACAGUAUUAAUUUUCAUUGUUGUUUUUUUCUGCCCCAUAGAGGUUAAUUGACCUUUCUGUUCUGGUAAGUUUGGACUUUGUCCUGUAGCAUCUGAACAAUAUGUGUAAAGUCUUACUUUACAAGGUGUGCUUUACUUAUAGUAUGUAUAUAUACAUUACUAAUAGUAAGAUAACACUAAGAUUUUCUAGUAUUUUUUUGUGCAAAAUCAAACCAGUACUUGAUCUGGCUGGAAGAAAUUCAUCUCAAUUUUAUAGUUCAUUGCUUUGUUCAAGUACAGUUGCACUGUGAAAUAGUAGACAUGUUCAUGGAAACUCCAUUUUAACAAGAUGUUUUUUCUUCUACAGAUAAUUCCAAGUAUGACAGUGGAUUGUCAGACCUAAUUAUGGUAUCAUGCAGUAUACUAAAUGAAACAAUGAGAGUUUGAAGAAUUUUUGUAAAACGUUUUUGAUUUUGAAGGAGGAGAUAAAGGACUGUUAGUCUUUUUUAUUUCAAAAGAUUCAUUUACAGCACUGAUUGUGACUACUGUAGGUUUCUGAAUUCAAAAUUCUUUGAGAAUGUUCUGCAAAUGAAGUGACACCCCAGAAGGUCUUUAAUAAAUAUCAAAAGCUGUUUUGAA